Salmo salar (Atlantic salmon) is the source of this 429-nucleotide messenger RNA. The record is from RefSeq and is a predicted model, not a curated record. Lineage: Eukaryota; Metazoa; Chordata; Actinopteri; Salmoniformes; Salmonidae.
AUGGCAGCCAAAUCCCAGAGCGACUGGCUGGCAGUGAAGGGCUGUACCCACUCUGCAGUGAAGUGCUGUACCCACUCCCCAGUGAAGGGCUGUACCCACUCCUCAGUGAAGAGCUGUACCCAAUCCCCAGUGAAGGGCUGUACCCACUCCGCAGUGAAGUGCUGUACCCACUCUGCAGUGAAGUGCUGUACCCACUCCCCAGUGAAGGGCUUGAAGAGCUGUACCCACUCCCCAGUGAAGUGCUGUACCCACUCCUCAGUGAAGAGCUGUACCCACUCCCCAGUGAAGAGCUGUACCCACUCCCCAGUGAAGAGCUGUACCCACUCCCCAGUGAAGAGCUGUACCCACUCCCCAGUGAAGUGCUGUACCCACUCCCCAGUGAAGUGCUGUACCCACUCCUCAGUGAAGAGCUGUACCCACUCCCAGUGA